AUGGAGCUCCCGGCCGCCUCCGUCCCCCACUCCGUCCGCACGGCGUACAGCAACCUCGUCACGACGACGGCGGCGCCGCAGCAUAGGCGCUCCCGGCGGCCGCGGCAGGGCAGGUGCUGCGCCAUGCUGAAGCAGCACAAGACGAGGCUGUACAUCCUGGGGCGGUGCGUGUCCAUGCUCCUCUGCUGGCACGACCGCGACGACUCCGACUGA
Molecule: messenger RNA, 213 nt
Organism: Triticum turgidum subsp. durum (durum wheat)
Lineage: Eukaryota; Viridiplantae; Streptophyta; Magnoliopsida; Poales; Poaceae
Source: the annotation of a GenBank genome assembly